CCUGAUUGAUAGUGAUAUUGGAAAUCUACAUCAUUCUGAUGAACUUUUCCAUCCAGCGGUCCAUAUUGACCGUAGACUGGCCGUUGAAACAUGGCCCAAUUAGAUACAGUAACGUCUUCGUUUACCUUCCAACAAUAAGAGGCAAAGCUCUCUCUCAUUUCAUGUGUCCGCUCCAUCUAUGUAUAUAGAUACACAUACAGAUGCUUUAGCAUAUCGAAGCAAAUCUAAGCUUUCAUUUCACAUACAGAGAUUCUCUUGAAAAGUUAACAUGGCUGACAAUGGUGGAGAAGAAGCAAGCGGGAAAAACUCAGGGUUUCCUCAUGUAGUCCUCAAUGAAAGGAUUCUUUCUUCAAUGUCACGAAGAUCUGUUGCUGCUCAUCCCUGGCAUGACUUGGAGAUUGGACCAGGUGCUCCAGCUGUUUUCAACUGUGUGGUUGAAAUUAGCAAAGGUAGCAAGGUUAAGUACGAGCUUGACAAGAUAAGCGGUCUUAUAAAAGUUGAUCGUGUUCUCUACUCAUCUGUUGUUUACCCACACAACUAUGGUUUCAUCCCUAGAACUCUCUGUGAGGACAGUGAUCCUAUGGAUGUCCUGGUACUGAUGCAGGAGCCUGUGCUACCUGGUACUUUCCUUCGUGCUCGUGCUAUUGGUUUAAUGCCCAUGAUUGAUCAGGGUGAAAAGGAUGACAAGAUUAUAGCAGUAUGUGCUGAUGAUCCUGAGUUCCGCCAUUACACAGACAUCAAGGAUCUUCCUCCUCAUCGUCUAGCUGAAAUCCGCCGCUUUUUUGAGGACUACAAAAAGAAUGAGAACAAGAAAGUUGCUGUGGAAGACUUCUUGCCAGCUGAGGCGGCCAUUGAUGCCAUCAAGUAUUCCAUGGAUCUGUAUGCAUCUUACAUCGUUGAGAGCUUGAGGCAGUGACUUUAUUUGGAGAUAAGUUGGUGAAAUGUUUGAUGGCUUUGAACACUUAGUAUCAUAGUACUAAGGCUUCAAUACUUGCUGCAUGCUGAUGUGCAGAACUACUAAUGCUUACAUGUCCAAUGAAGUGUGGUUUAACCAUGCUUAUGUUCAAUAUAUACUUCCAUAUGCUUGUUCCAAUUUCUUCAAAUAAACUUCCAACUAGGGAUUUGAAUAGAAAAACUGAUUAUGCUUUGUUAUCUUCUAAUUUUGGGUUAUCACUUGGUGAUUGAAGAUGCAAAUGAGUAUGGAACAUAUGAGAUUUGUGGUGACUGUUCACCAAAGGUAUAGAGUAUGCAAUAAAUGAAUUAUAUGUGUGAUCA
Molecule: messenger RNA, 1275 nt
Organism: Hevea brasiliensis (rubber tree)
Lineage: Eukaryota; Viridiplantae; Streptophyta; Magnoliopsida; Malpighiales; Euphorbiaceae
Product: soluble inorganic pyrophosphatase
Exons: 9
Coding region: 269-916 (215 amino acids)
Biological process (GO): phosphate-containing compound metabolic process
Cellular component (GO): cytoplasm
Molecular function (GO): magnesium ion binding; inorganic diphosphate phosphatase activity
Source: RefSeq, a predicted model, not a curated record